This is a messenger RNA of Moneuplotes crassus, 1063 nucleotides long. NCBI's taxonomy places the organism in Eukaryota, Ciliophora, Spirotrichea, Euplotida, Euplotidae. The record is from the annotation of a GenBank genome assembly.
AAUAAAUCCAAUGAAUAGAAAAAGGACCCAUAUGGGUAUGGAAGACCUAGAAGCCGAUCCAAUAGAGCUCCUGAUCACUGACUUUGAGAAAUUUAAUGAUGUCGAAAGAACCUUCAGCCAGAUUAUGGAUAUUGAUAACGAAGAUAGCAAAGUCAAGCUCCUGAUCGAUUUCAGCAGAUUUUUAUCCAGCAGCGGCUACUUUGUAGAAUCGAAAGUUUUCGUAGCCCUUAUGCAAGGUAAUUGAGAUGACUCUGAAAUCUACGCUGAGUGUGCAAGAGUCUACUUUGGUCAUAAGGAAUUCGGAAAGUGAAUUGAGAUGAACAAACUUGCUUUGAAAGCUGAUAGCGAAAGGCCAGCUCAGAUCCAGUCAGACAUUGGCUUAGCUUUACUCAAGAAUGGAGAUGUAAAUGAUGCUAUUGUCUUCUUAGAGUCGACCAUUUCAGAUAACCCCUCAUUUGUAGACAGCUACAUCAACCUAGCUUUAUGAUUCAAGGAGCAGAAAGAUUACACCAGAGCUUUAUCAUCACUUGAAAAUGCGAUGAAACUUAAUUCGAAUGAUUCAAGAAUUCACACCAACAUCGGCUGCAUCUACUAUUUACAGGAAAAGUACGAAGAUGCUGUAGUGAGCUUCCUCAAAGCAAAGGAUGUAAACCAGAACAACCUUGCACUUGCCUUGAUGAAACUUGGAAACCUGGAGUACUCAAACCUGGCCUUUGAGGAAGCUUUGCUAAUGGAUCCUGGAAACAUGGAUAUUGUGAACAACUACAUGCUUUGCCUUCUAAAUGCAAAAAUGUUCCCUAAAUAUGUUAAAAUGCUUUCAAAUUUCUCUGGAAAGCAAUACGAAAAAUACAAAACUUUGCUGAACAAAUUCAUCAAAGCCUGCGGUAUCCACCAGGAUGAGAUGAGAAGCAAACUUCGUGGUAACUUAGCCAACAACAUGAAGAAAGAGAUCAGAAAGGUGGAUCACCCAGAGAUGGAAGAAGAGGAUCUUCCAAAAGAAGAGAAUAAAGAUAGCGAAAUUGCAGAUCUUCUUUCUAUUGAUGAUGAUGAAUCUGCAUUUUAG